CGGUCAUCGUGGGAUCUGGGGACGGGUGGUGGGACGCCUGGCGAGGUUCGAUCUGGUCGAUUCGAUCGAGAGGCGCUCGAUCCGGUCGCUGGGGCGCUCGAUUUGGUGGCGGUGGAGCUCGAUCCGGUCGCUGGGGCGCUCGAUUUGGUGGCGGUGGAGCUCGAUCCGGUCGCUGGGGCGCUCGAUCUUGGAGGUCGUACCGGUCGUCGGACGCCGGACACGGCCUGGUGUGAUGGGCAUGAGCUGGGUGGUGGCGAAUGGCGAGCAAGGGGACUUGGUUCGUGAACUCGCCUGCGGCCACACACCAAGGAUGAGACGACUGGGUGAGGACGGACGGGAGUUUUGAGGGCAACGACCGAGGUUUUUUUUGCAUAAUUGCUGCCUCCGACGCUUUUUCCGGAUCGGAGGGAGUAGUAUUUAUUUUGCUAUUUGACGCGUUCGUCCAAAUUGUCCAUGUGGGCUUGUCGCUAGUGGGAUGCCGCAGGGGCAAAAGCGCGCAACCACUUCAGCGCGCCGAUCACGAACAGAAAAAAGAAUAUCCUAAAAAAAUCAAGACCCAAGUAUAUUUGUUGAAAAAGAAGCAUGUGCAGCACAGUGCUAAAAUUGUAGCUGCACAUGUCCACAUGAUGUUUGACUUCAGAUACAUGCUGUUUAAUAUGGUUGCGUUGCACGAGCUUGAGGCUGCUGUUGAGAUUAAUAUACCUGAUAAAAGUCUUCUCCGAAGCGCAGAAAAGCACCAGCAGAGAUGGGCGCUGCUGCCUUCUUCUGCCUCCUAAUCCCCCUCUGGGUUCAGGAUGCAACUGCGACUGAUCUUGGCUUCACAAGAAGUGAUUUCCCCCAUGACUUUGUCUUCGGAGCUGGAACCUCAGCAUAUCAAUAUGAGGGUGCUGUUGCUGAGGAUGGCAGGAGCCCAAGCUGCUGGGACAAUUUCACUCACGCAGGCAAAAUGGUAGACAAAAGCACAGGGGAUGUUGCGGCAGAUGGGUACCACAAAUACAUGGAGGAUGUUAAGCUCAUGUCUGAGACUGGCCUAGAGGCUUAUAGGUUCUCCAUCUCCUGGUCAAGGCUUAUUCCAAAUGGAAGCGGGGCUGUCAAUCCAAAAGGUCUGGAGUACUACAAUAACCUAAUUGAUGAGCUGGUAAAUCAUGGAAUACAAGUCCAUAUCACACUUCACCAUCUAGAUCUCCCUCAGAUUCUUGAAGACAAGUAUGGUGGAUGGUUAAGCCCCAGAAUUGUGGAAGAUUUCACAGCAUAUGCAGAUAUUUGCUUCAGGGAGUUUGGAGAUAGGGUUACAUCCUGGACGACUGUGAAUGAGCCAAACAUUGGUCUAAUGGCCUCUUAUGAUGUUGCUAUAUUCCCUCCUGCACGUUGUUCCGAUCCAUUUGGAGCAGCAAAGUGCACUCUCGGGGACUCUAGUACUGAACCUUACGUAGCAGCUCAUAAUACCCUUUUGGCGCAUGCAUCAGUUUUCAGUCUGUACAAAGAAAAGUAUCAACCCAUGCAAAAAGGAGUUGUUGGCAUAAGUUUCUACUCCUACUGGAGUUAUCCGUUGACAAAUUCCACUGUGGAUUUAGAAGCAGCUCAGAGAUGUAAAGAUUUCUUGUUUGGCUGGAUAUUAGAUCCAUUGGUGUUUGGGGACUACCCAGAAGUUAUGAAGAAGAAUGUUGGCUCUCGCCUUCCAUCCUUCACAAAAAAUCAGUCUGAACUCAUCAAGGGUUCUUUAGAUUUUAUAGGAAUAAAUCACUAUUAUUCUCUCUACGUGAAUGAUCGCCCUCUGGAAACAGGUGUUCGAGACUACAACACAGACAUGUCAAUUUAUAUCAGAGGUUCUAGGACUGACCCGCCAGCUGGUCAGGGUGCCCCUUCAAAUAUUCCAAGUGAUCCCAAAGGGUUGCAACUUGUACUGGAGUACCUGAAAGGAACCUAUGGGAACCUUCCCAUUUAUAUCCAAGAGAAUGGUAUGGGAUCUGCCGACGGAAGUCUAGAUGACACCGACAGAAUUGCCUACUUGAGCAGCUACAUGGAAAACACACUACACGCACUGAGGUGCGUCAAGAUCAAACACAUAAAAAAAAAAAUCAGCAAUUCUUUUGAAGACAAUAUUGCAGAACGGAGUCAACGUGAGAGGCUACUUCGCCUGGGCGUUCAUGGACCUGUUCGAGCUCCUGUCAGGAUACCAGUCUAGGUACGGCCUGUACAGCGUCGAUUUCGCUGACGAGAGACGGCCACGGCGAGCCAGGCUCUCCGCUCGCUGGUACUCUGCCUUCCUGAAGGAGAAGGCCGGAACCUCUGCGCUUUUGUGGAAUGCCCAAUAAGGCGAUAAC
Lolium perenne is the source of this 2324-nucleotide messenger RNA. RefSeq names its product beta-glucosidase 5. Gene Ontology annotation, molecular function: beta-glucosidase activity. Gene Ontology annotation, biological process: carbohydrate metabolic process. The record is from RefSeq and is a predicted model, not a curated record. NCBI's taxonomy places the organism in Eukaryota, Viridiplantae, Streptophyta, Magnoliopsida, Poales, Poaceae.